This is a messenger RNA of Anneissia japonica, 856 nucleotides long. RefSeq names its product adhesion G protein-coupled receptor L4-like. The transcript has 7 exons. The record is from RefSeq and is a predicted model, not a curated record. Gene Ontology annotation, cellular component: membrane. Gene Ontology annotation, molecular function: G protein-coupled receptor activity. Lineage: Eukaryota; Metazoa; Echinodermata; Crinoidea; Comatulida; Comatulidae. The coding region runs from base 327 to 773 and encodes 148 amino acids. Gene Ontology annotation, biological process: cell surface receptor signaling pathway; adenylate cyclase-activating G protein-coupled receptor signaling pathway.
UUCAAGAAUUCCUUCUUUUGAAAACUUCUAUUGGUAUAAAGUUAAGAAGUGCAUCUGAUAUCGUUAGCAUCUAUAUUUACAACAACAACAAUAAGACAAUAUAUAUUAUCGAUUUGGAGAUAAAUUUUCCUGUUAUUAAGGAAUCAAAAAUAGAAAAUAUUACGGGUUUGAACCAAAGUCUAGCACCAGUAUGUCACUCUACACAGAAACACGAAAAUUUCACAUCAGCUGUGUGGUCAACAGAGGGCUGUGAAACAAUAUAUAAUAUUGACUCCAAGAACAACGUGACGUGUAAAUGCAAUCACCUGACAUCAUUUGUCAUUUUGAUGAAACCUGAGCAGAUAAGUGAGAAUAAUAAUUUGGCACAGCUUACAAACUUCGGAGUUGCAAUUUCGAGUGUUUUUCUCGCCAUUACUCUUAUCAUCAUUUACGGUUUAAAAGAUAUAAGAAACUCGGACAGACAUAAAAUGUUGAGCCACUUGGUUAUUGCUCUGCUUUGUGUCAAUUGCCUCUUUUUGUGCCUUGAAGGCGAUGUGAGGAAUAUAUCAGAAAUCGUAUGCAGUGUUCUUACUGGUUGUCUGCACUACAGUCUCUUGGCAGCUUUUUCCUGGAUGAUGAUUAUAUCAACCGAUGUAUACAUGAAGAUCAAACAUCCAUUUGCGGAUCAUAUCAGGCGCUUCUCGUACAGUCGGUACAUUGGUUGGAUUGGACCCGCCAUUGUCGUAGGGGUGACUGCUGGAAUAACAAAUGUUAACUACGCAUCUGAUGAGUAAAUUUAAUGUUUAUUACUUCAGCAUUUUACUUCAGUUCAGAACAGAGGUUCAAUACAUUUCAAUAGCAUUAUCCCAUUUUCCAC